Molecule: messenger RNA, 529 nt
Organism: Ruditapes philippinarum (Manila clam)
Lineage: Eukaryota; Metazoa; Mollusca; Bivalvia; Venerida; Veneridae
Exons: 3
Coding region: 153-503 (116 amino acids)
Source: RefSeq, a predicted model, not a curated record
UGUAUUCUGUCCACGGGUACAUAUUGUGUAUAUAUAUAGAUAUCACGCAUCCGCCCACUUAACAAGUUAUUGUAACUGAAAGUAAUAAUUAACCGAAAUGCGCAGUUCUUCCUUUUAUCUUAAAUACGAGAUAUUUUUGUGAAGUAACGGUGAUGGAGAUACAUGAUUGUGUUUUAAUUGUUUUUCUCCUGGGCUUUGGAGUUGAUUUUUCUACUCAAAACACAAAAAUUCAGCCCGAAUUGAGCGAAAAGAAAUGCUAUAUCAAAGAAAUUGAAUCUUUUAACCCGAAUGACUGCUCUGGAGUAGAAGAGGGUGGACACACGGUUAGACAUCAAGGGGGGUGCAUUGUUGAUGGUGAUCAGACCCUCACAUGUGUACAUGGCCAUUGGUCUGGGGCAGACAGUUCAGUCGAAAUGAUAUGCAGUGAACCGAAAUACCCAUCACAUUCUACAGUCACUUGUUCGGACUCUUUCUUCGGCUACCAAUCAAUUUGUUUAUUUUAAUUGUGAUAGCGGAUACACGUUGAAAG